CUCAGAAAAAAAAAAAAGAAGUUUUAAUUUUGGGAGAAUUUUCUCUUCAGCUGAUCAGCCAUCGAAUUCUCCCUCUGGAUACAUCAUCCUAGAAGCUCCUGAAUCCAUCAGGAAAUCGAACGUUGAAGACGGAGAUGGGUGUUCCGGCGACUGACCCGCUAACCCAGCUUAGCCUGCCGCCGGGUUUCCGGUUCUACCCGACCGACGAGGAGCUCUUGGUUCAAUACCUCUGUAGGAAGGUUGCAGGCCACCACUUCAACCUGCAGAUCAUCGGAGACAUCGACUUGUACAAGUUCGAUCCGUGGGAUUUGCCCAGCAAAGCUAUAUUCGGGGAGAAGGAGUGGUAUUUCUUCAGCCCGAGGGACAGGAAGUACCCGAACGGGUCCCGGCCCAACAGGGUCGCCGGGUCAGGCUACUGGAAGGCCACGGGGACCGACAAGGUCAUCACCACCGAAGGCCGGAGAGUCGGAAUCAAGAAGGCUUUGGUCUUCUAUAUUGGGAAAGCCCCAAAAGGGACCAAGACGAACUGGAUCAUGCACGAGUACCGGCUCCUAGAGACUUCUCGCCGAGCUGGAAGCACUAAGCUGGAUGACUGGGUCCUCUGCCGCAUAUACAAGAAGAACUCGAGCUCCCAGAACCCUGUGAUCAUUUCGACGGGUGGGCCAGUCUCGAGCAAAGAACACAGCCACGCCUCCUCCUCCUCCUCCUCGUCCUUGGAUGACAUGCUCGAGUCACUGCCAGAGAUCGACGACCGGUUCUUUGCCCUCCCGCGCAUGAACUCCCUGAAGGCGGUUCAACACCACCAGCAGCAACAACCGCACGAACAGAAGCCCAACCUGCAGAGCCUCAGCUCCGGCGCCUUUGACUGGGCCACCCUCGCAGGCCUCAGCUCUGGGACCGAACUCAACCAGGCUCAGGCCCAUGCACAGGCCCAGGCCCAGGCCCAGGCCCAGGCCCAACCUCAGGUUGCCAAUUAUGCCAAUAGUAACGAUGUCUAUGUUCCCGCUGCGGACGCAACGCAGCAGAGGCGACUUGGUAAUUCGACGCUGGAUGAGGAGGUGCAGAGUGGGCUAAGGACUCAUCAACAUGUCGGGAUGUUCCAGCAAACCCCGGGCUUGUUGACUCAGAGUAUGACCAGCCCCAUCGAUACGUUCGGAUAUCGGUACCCGGCGAAGUCCGUUGGGUUCGGGUUCCAUCAAUGAGAGCACAGAGUCCUACGUAAUAAUGUACAUGGAAUUGGAGAGUUAGGGGGAAGAGGGCAUUUGUGUAAAUAACCCGCGGAUUCUUUGGGCUGAUUUGAAGUGUUAGGGGGGAAUGGUGGGCGUGGUUAGAUUUUUCCAAGGAAAUGGGCGGUUUGGUCGCUUUAACUUUCGGCCGGAAGUAGGGGGCAGAUUCAAUGUACACUGAAUCAAACAUAUGUGUACAGCCUCAUAGUCUUAUCAUCUGUUAGGUUUGUAGCUUUAAUUGAUUUAAUCGACAUCCUCGGAUCCUUGUUUCCAAAUCUGUCGGUAGUGUAAUGUGAUUCGCGCCGGUAUAGCUUUUAUCAGCUCCACGGACGUUAUUAAUGCGAUCCAAAAAAAAAAAAAA
This is a messenger RNA of Punica granatum (pomegranate), 1587 nucleotides long. NCBI's taxonomy places the organism in Eukaryota, Viridiplantae, Streptophyta, Magnoliopsida, Myrtales, Lythraceae. The record is from RefSeq and is a predicted model, not a curated record.